Molecule: messenger RNA, 573 nt
Organism: Daphnia pulicaria
Lineage: Eukaryota; Metazoa; Arthropoda; Branchiopoda; Diplostraca; Daphniidae
Product: speckle-type POZ protein-like
Exons: 1
Coding region: 1-573 (190 amino acids)
Biological process (GO): regulation of proteolysis; proteasome-mediated ubiquitin-dependent protein catabolic process
Cellular component (GO): cytoplasm; nucleus
Molecular function (GO): ubiquitin protein ligase binding
Source: RefSeq, a predicted model, not a curated record
AUGAAAGAAACACGCGUUAUCAAAAGACUACUGUACAUGUACUACAACCAACAGCAGUGUGAUGUUGAGUUCGAUUUCAACGACGGGCAAUCUGUUGGUGCUCACAUAGUCAUCUUGUCCGCCAGCAGCUCUGUAUUUGCUGCAAUGUUUCAAUCAAACUUAUCGGAGACCAAAACACGAAAAGUGACCAUCGUUGACGCUGAAAUUCGCGUUUUUAAACAGUUUUUGAUUUUCCUCUACACGGAUAAUGCUCCUAAAAUGGCGGAAGAGGGCAUGGCGCGACUACUAUUCGAAUUGAGUGAUAAAUACGAUGUUGCUAAUUUGAAGCAUGAGUGCGUCGACAUGUUACUUACUCAGUUAAACAUUGGAAACGUUAUUGACAUGCUGGUUUGGGCUCAUUUUCACUCUAUCGGAAUACUUUCCGAAAAAGCCAUGAAGUUCUUGGUAAAAAAUUUUCGCAAGCUUUGCAACCGGCCCCAAUGGGAGGAGUUGUUAAAAUGUCACCCUGAUUUGUUCCUCCGAGCUACCCAGCAAUUGGCCGAUCUUCUGCCUGAAUCUUCAGAUUCAGAGUAA